Messenger RNA from Athene cunicularia (burrowing owl), 4839 nucleotides. RefSeq names its product TNF alpha induced protein 2 (gene TNFAIP2). Bases 118 to 2193 code for a protein of 691 amino acids. NCBI's taxonomy places the organism in Eukaryota, Metazoa, Chordata, Aves, Strigiformes, Strigidae. Gene Ontology annotation, molecular function: SNARE binding. Gene Ontology annotation, biological process: exocytosis; exocyst localization. Gene Ontology annotation, cellular component: exocyst. The transcript has 12 exons. The record is from RefSeq and is a predicted model, not a curated record.
CCUGCGCGCCGGGUCCCCGCCUCCGCGCCCUCCCCUUAUAGCCGGGCUGCCCCGGGGCUCCCCAGCCAGCGCCGCCGCCGCCGCCCGCCCCGGAGCCGCAGCAGAGCUAGAAGGAAAAUGAUGAAAAUGUUACCUUUUUUCCAAAGUGGUCCUAUUGGAAUACGCAAUGGAUCAGAGAGUUGCAUUGGUGUAAACAGGCAGCUUGAAAACCGUUCAACAUCAGUGCCUGAGCAAGUUCCUGCCUGUCCUGAACCUUCUGGAGAUGAGAUCUGGUCCAGGGACCAGGAAAAGAUGAGUGAAAGGCCAGAGGCAGCCUGUAGACCCUCACGUGCAUCUUCCAUCACGAGCAAUGGGAGCUGCACCUCUGCUGGGGACAGCCCUGAAAAGGGGAAGAAAGGAAUAAAGGGAAUCCUUACAAGUGCACUGAAGAAAAUUAAAAAGAUCAAGCCACCAAGUGUCAAACAAGUCAUGGAACUCCUUGAAGAGCAAAAGCUUUGUGAUGCCACUCAGCAGCUGAUUGUCCUGGAGAAGAGCCUGUCUAGCAAAUGUGAGGAGGGAAUGAACACCAGCCACCAAGACAUCGAGUCUGUUUAUGAAGUUCUGAAGCACAAAGUCUUCACCAUCUUGAAAGACUCCAUGCUGCUAGCAAAAACAAACCCAGAACUGCUCCAGCAGGCAGUGGAGGCACUGAAAGAGCAGGAGAAAGAAGAUCAGAACUACACAUCAGAGAAUCCACCUGACCAAAACAUACACUUUAGACCUAGAAAAUGGAAAGAGCUUUGGAUGGCUACAGUAAAGGAGUCAGUAGAGACUCGAAUGAAAGACACAAGCCAUACUGCUAGAACUGAGAACCUCUCUACAGUUGGCCAGAACCUUCUGCACAUGGGAAAGACAAUGAAAGAAGAUUUGACAGUAGUUGUAAAGUACAUUAAACAGCUUUAUCCUCCUGAGUUUAACGUGUUCAGCACAUAUGCCGAACUCUACCACAAUUAUUUUGCCUCCCAGGCAAAGAAAAACGCUGAGUCUCAUCUGGAAGACAAAGAUAUUUACCUUCUCCUCUCAUGGGUGCACAACAUUUAUCCAAAAGAUAUGAGAAAAGAUCAUGUUUUAGCUGAGGAGUUGGAAAAAGUUAAGCUUGGAAGCCUUUUGCCAUCAAGUCUGAGCAAUGACCUUGAAAACAAAUACCUCGACAGUGAAGAGGCUACUAUCAAAAAUUCACUGAGCAAAUGUUUAGAUAAAGAAAUCCAAAGAUGGAAAGAAGACAAAGAACCAGAGAAACUAAAUGGGCAUUUUCAGAGCGAACUACUAGCAAUAUUUGUUAUCCAGAGUAUCUACAGUGGCCAGAAGCGAGCCAAGGACAUCAGCGCAGCAGUGGGCGAGGAGCUGUCACAUCGCCUGUGGAAGGAGCUGCCCGCCUUCCUGAAAAGCUACAGGGAUGCUUUUGAAGAUUUUAAAGAGAAAGGCAAGAAGCACAGAUACUACAAGCCUAUAAUUAUUGCAAAUAUUAACAACUGCUGGAAUUUUAGAGACUACACAGAGAAAAACAUGGCAGAAAAGGAUGACAAUAAAGCUGGUAUUCUCAGCACUCUCGGAGACAUUGAAAACAGCGGCUUUGACGUGCUGCUUCAACAGCUCUUUGCCCAGCUGAAGCCAAUUUAUAAGAAAUUUACAGAAAAUAAGUGGGACUCCAGCAAUGAAAUUAUGAAUGAGAUCAUUAAAACCACCAGCAAACAUAUUUCAGACUUCCAGACCCUCAAGGACCCUUUCUACCAUGCUAUUGUAGAGAAGAUCCACACCCGUUUGGUUAAAGACUACAUCGUGAGACUGCUGAAGAGGAAAGUCAGCCUGAAAACCCCAGCACAACAGCAAAACCUGGCCCAACACAUCUCCAAGAACGCUGCCGACCUUGAAGCCUUCUGCACCAGUAAUGGGUCUCAAGCCACAUGGCUGAAUUCGGCACUCCCCAAACUGGCUGAAAUAAUCCGACUUCAGGAUUUAGGUGCUAUUAAAAUUGAAGUUGCAACACUCGCCACGACAUACCCAGAUAUCCGCAAAAGGCACCUGGAAGCAUUCCUCUACAUCAAAGCCAAUUUGUCACGUGGCGAACUCAAGAGCAUCCUGGGCUACUUGGCAGACAGCACAGCAUCCACGCCACCUGGGGCCUCACUCUUCUCCAACAUAAAUGUGUCCUAGGCCAAGGCACGCCUUAGUAACCCCUUGUGCUGGACUGUCGGCUAAGCCGGGGAUGAAGAACAUCCCCUAGAGUGAUGCACAGCACACACUGUCGCCUUUUCCUACGGAAAGUACUCUGUCCUAAGCUGGUGCUCAGCAUCUCUGUGGGAACCACUGUCCUCCAUGCAGAGGAGGGUGUGCCCACAGGAGAAGCAGUGCCCAUGAGGACCAGGGCUGCUCUUCACACCAGUCAUGGACAACCCCAAGGUCUCCUUGGUGCCACCAUGUUCUCGGCCUGGACACUCUGACCUCUGUCUACCUCACAGGGUGCUGUGAAGGCCACGUCUGACUCCCCAGCUGGCCCAGACAGAGCAGGCAUCUCCUAUGUAGCUUUUCAUCUUCUAAGGAAACAAAGGGAAACAAAAACUGAAGCCAAAAUUUUGAGCUGUUGGAAAAGUCCUAUGUGAGUAUGCUUGCACUCCACCUGCCUUUCUCUGAGCUGGGCAAGGGUGGCUGCGUUAGGCUGAUGGGAGAGGCUCCAGGUUUCAGGUCAGGAGGAGCUUUUGCUCAGCCAUGGCAGGACUCCUGCUGUCCUGCUGCGCUGCAGCACCCCCAGACCGGGGGCUUGGAGUGGCCCCAGCUGCACGUCCUGCCCCAUGCAGCAGCCCUGCCAUGGGGCAUCGGCACUUCCGAACGGGCCCAGAGAGCCCUGGCUGGCCUUGCAGCAGCAGUCCAGCUGGGGCAGCAGAUGCUGCCUUCACCUCCAUGAGGUGGGAGAGUCCAAACCCCCCAGCAGCCACCAGCCCCUCUACAGUGACCCCAUCCGGUGGCACCCUGCUAACAAAGGGUUAGGAACAAGCUACCUAUUGCAAUGGAUUAUGUGGGCUAAGCCCCAGCAUCCAGCAAAGCACUUGGAUAUUACUUAAGUCCUCCUUAUCAAGGAAAGAACUUUUCCAGACCCUGUUGACAUCAUAGGCUUUGAAUGGGUGGUGGAACUCUUCUCAAAUGCCAUUAAAACUUACUGAGCAUCACCAUUUCCUUGCUUGCUCUUUCCCCUCUUGCUGUGAGGUAGAUAUGAUGUGAAAAUAGAAAUAGGUCUGUUGUGAAACUAUGUUUUGUAUUUACAGCCCAGUUUUUUGGGAAGUGAAUCACGUAACAAAACAAUAAUGUGUUUGGCUAAAGACCUUUCCCUUCUCUUAAUCUGUUUCAAUUUUUCUAUCAGUCUAUAGAAAGUUGGUCCGGAAGGAAGAUGCAUAAUGACUGUGCAAACCAUGUACUAUAUUUAUAUGCAUAUGCAGUAUACCAUUGGUGUAUUUUUGCAUCCAAUUUUAUUUUUUCUCAGAGAUAUUCAUUUGCAAUGUUUAUAUUUAAACAGUAUUCAAAUAUGCUAGAAAAGUGACUCAUUUAUUCUGUUUCUGGCUGUUGUUUACUGCGUUGCCACAUGUAGUCCUAUGUACUCCUUCAAAGGGUCAGUUCUUCCACUAGUCCCAGCCUGCCCUGGUGAAUGUCACCCACUGGUUCCAGGUGGGGAGAGUCUUGCUGGGCUACAGACAAGCCGAAAAAGCAGAGGCACGCUCUGUUUGUGCUGUGUAUGUGUCUCAUAGCAUGUCUUUCCUUGCUCUCUAGAGCAAAGACUGCCAUGUGCACUGUGUUUAAGGUAUCUGGUGUAACAAGGUCCAAAACGUCAGCACUACUGCAGUCUCAAUGUUUAAUAAUAAAAAGAUAUAUAUUCAACAUACAUCUCAUCCUUACUGCUCUGGCAUCCCCCUUCCUCCAUCUCUGUUGCCUCCUCCUGUCCAUAUGAGUCCUUAGCAGAUGCAGCUCACAAGAAUUUGGACCCAGCUGGCCCUCCUGUCCCAUUUUUACCCUCCUAGCAGCUGCUAUUAAAACAGCGGCUUUGCUGCUGUCUGCGUUCAGACAGCUGUUGAAGUCCUCUGCCAACAGGUUAUGUGACAGAACUGUACAGUGGGUGUAAAACAGUGCUUUGGUGUCAGUCUGCUGCCUGGCCAUGGGCAGUGCAAACCCUCCUCCUAUAAGCACACUCACGCUCCCACAAAACUUCAUACAUACUGAUAAUUUAAAAAAUUGUUACACAUUAUUUAAACUCUUACUCCACUUACAAUUUAAAGCCAAAUGCUGAAAUGACUUCUGACAGUGCUGAGCACUCAUGACAACUGCCACCUAUUGUGCAACAUUUUCUUUCCCAAUUAGUGAAAGGUCAUGUUAUUGCUAUAAAUAAUUGUAUUUUGAUUUAGAGAUCUGUUAAGAGACUACAGAAAUGCAUCAUACAAGUGAUUAUGCUGGUCUUUAAAAUAAAAAAUAAUAUUCCAGCCAAGUAAGUUCUUGAAGGAAAAUAGUGAAUCUAUUUAUAUAGUAUAAUUAGGAUGGGUAGGAGAAAAUGGUUUUCAUACACAUUUCAUAAGCCAUAUGGAACUGCAUUGUGCAAUUCUCUUCAUCCUGCUAUAAAACCUCAGCUUUCAGCUCUAAUGAGCCCAGGAAACUACUUUAUUUAUCUUCUUGUAUGACUCGACAUUUACAAUGGCAUUUAUUUAUAUGUGGCAUAUUACACAUAGCCAGGUAAUUUCAGGAGGUUGCGUGAAUGUCUUCUGAUAACAGUGUUAGAUUAAUACUGAUAAAUAUCACUCCUAUAAAGUAACUAAAUAAAAU